AUGUCUCCUUUCAUGGCAUUGUAUGGUUACGAGGCCCCUAGCUUUGCUGAUUUGAUGAUUGGAGAUAGAAAAGCCCCCCAAGCUAGGGAUAUGGUGCAGCAGUGUCAGGAUAUUUUGAAGGCUCUGAAAAAUAACCUCCACAUUGUGCGGAAUCAGCAAAAGUUGUAUGUUGAUCAACAACGUGUAGAGCGAUCGUUUGAGGUUGGAGACAUGGUCUACCUGAGACUUCAGCCUUUCAGACAGUCUUCUCUCAAGAAGAGUAGAGCAGAAAAGCUUAAGCCACACUUCUAUGGACCAUUCCGAGUCACCAUGAAGGUUGGUGCAGUGGCUUACAAGUGGGAGCUACCACAGAAUAGCAAAGUUCAUAAUGUCUUCCACAUGUCUCGCCUCAAGAAGGCACUCAGACACAACGUAGUGGUCUCUUCAUAUUUACCCCCUUUGGAUCAGGAAGGGCAGUUGGUGCUGAUUCCAGAAGAGAUUAUUGAUUUCAGAGAGCGCUCCUUGACAAGAAAGACAUUCAGAGAGUUUUCUGACAAUAUGACACGCAACUUCAUAUGA
Molecule: messenger RNA, 558 nt
Organism: Cryptomeria japonica (Japanese cedar)
Lineage: Eukaryota; Viridiplantae; Streptophyta; Pinopsida; Cupressales; Cupressaceae
Exons: 1
Coding region: 1-558 (185 amino acids)
Source: RefSeq, a predicted model, not a curated record